AUAUACUUCUACAUUUCUACUCAACUCAACGAGUCGAUCGACAGCAGCAAAAAUAUGUCCCUACUUAAAUAUAUAUCACUCACCAUUACCCUUAUAGCUAGCUGCAAAGCUAGUGGGGUGGGACAUUUUUUCCCUGCAAUAAAAUCAGUACCUGUGGUCCGUUACGCCCCAUUUUAUAGUUUUCCGAACGUACGAUCUAUCCAUGCCAUUGCACCGGCUGUAAGAGCGGUUGCUCCAGCGGUCUUAGCUCCAGCGCCAUUACCAGCUCCAGUACUACCAGCUCCUCCUCCAUUAUAUCCUGCUCCUGCACCAGUCUUAAAAGCUUCAUUCCUGCCAGUGCCAUUACCCGCUCCGGUAGCGGCCCCUGCUCCAGUGUUUGCCCCAGCUCCCGCUCCAGUUUUAUCAGCAAUACCUAGAUACGCUCUACCCGCUGUCCCUUUCUCACCGAUUAUAAGACCUGUGGCUCCUGCUCCUGUUGUACCAUACCCAGCUCCGGCCUUUGCUCCUGCACCAGCCCAAGUAUUCGCCCCUGCCCCGGCCCCAGUAUUCGCCCCUGCCCCGGCCCCAGUAUUCGCCCCUGCCCCGGCUCCAGUAUUUGCUCCUGCCCCAGCACCAGUUUUUGGACCUGCACCUGUAUUACCACAUCAUCAUUUUGUAAAGGCUGUAUAUCCUGCCCCUGCUCCCCUAUUGGCACCACAUCUGAUAAAACAAGUGGCAUGGAAGUGAUUACUCUUAUUUCGAAUGAAAUAUUAGUCUUAAAAACUAUGUUGUUAUGUUUGUAAAGUAUAGUCAUUUGUUGUUUUAUUUAAGGUAUUUUGUACUAAUAUACAUUUUGUAAUGAAGAUAGAAAUUUAUUUCCUUGCAAACC
Danaus plexippus (monarch butterfly) is the source of this 868-nucleotide messenger RNA. It is a transcript of the gene CPH20, whose product is annotated as skin secretory protein xP2-like. The record is from RefSeq and is a predicted model, not a curated record. Lineage: Eukaryota; Metazoa; Arthropoda; Insecta; Lepidoptera; Nymphalidae. The transcript is spliced from 2 exons. Bases 55 to 726 code for a protein of 223 amino acids.